AUGGAGGGCUUGGCCUCCAUGCCGCACUCUUCAGCGGCUACUGCAACCUCCACCUCGACUCCAGCGGCCCCGACAGCACGGAAGCAGCUGGACAAAGAGCAGGUUAGAAAGGCAGUGGACGCUCUCUUGACACAUUGCAAGUCCAGGAAAAACAAUUAUGGGUUACUUUUGAAUGAGAAUGAAAAUUUAUUUUUAAUGGUGGUAUUAUGGAAAAUUCCAAGUAAAGAACUGAGGGUCAGAUUGACCUUGCCUCAUAGUAUUCGAUCAGAUUCAGAAGAUAUCUGUUUAUUUACGAAGGAUGAACCCAAUUCAACUUCUGAAAAGACAGAACAGUUUUAUAGAAAGCUUUUAAACAAGCAUGGAAUUAAAACCAUUUCUCAGAUUGUCUCCCACCAAACUCUAAAGAAGGAAUAUAAACCCUAUGAAGCCAAGCUCCGCCUUCUGAGCAGUUUUGACUUCUUCCUUACUGAUGCCAGAAUUAGGCGGCUCUUACCCUCACUCAUUGGGAGACAUUUUUGCCAAAGAAAGAAAGUUCCAGUAUCUGUAAACCUUUUGUCCAAGAAUUUAUCAAGAGAGAUCAAUGACUGUAUAGGUGGAACGGUGUUAAACAUUUCUAAAAGUGGUUCUUGCAGUGCUAUACGUAUCGGUCACGUUGGAAUGCAAACUGAGCACAUCAUUGAAAACAUUGUUGCUGUCACCAAAGGACUUUCAGAAAAAUUGCCAGAGAAGUGGGAGAGCGUGAAACUCCUGUUUGUGAAAACUGAGAAAUCGGCUGCUCUUCCCAUCUUUUCCUCAUUUGUCAGCAAUUGGGAUGAAGCCACCAAGAGAUCUUUGCCUAAUAAGAAGAAAAAAGAGGCAAGGAGAAAACGAAGAGAAAGAAAUUUUGAAAAACAAAAGGAGAGGAAAAAGAAGAGGCAGCAGGCUAGGAAGACCGCAUCAGUUCUUAGUAAAGAUGAUGUGGCACCUGAAAGUGGUGAUACUACAGUAAAGAAACCUGAAUCAAAGAAGGAACAGACCCCAGAGCAUGGGAAGAAAAAGCGUGGCAGAGGAAAAGCCCAAGUUAAAGCAACAAAUGAAUCCGAAGACGAAAUUCCACAACUGGUACCAAUAGGAAAGAAGACUCCAGCUAAUGAAAAUGUAGAGAUUCAAAAACAUGCCACAGGAAAGAAGUCUCCAGCAAAGAGUCCUAAUCCCAGCACACCUCGUGGGAAGAAAAGAAAGGCCUUGCCAGCAUCUGAGACCCCAAAAGCUGCAAAGUCUGAGACCCCAGGGAAAGGCCCAGGGAAGAAGCCAAAAACCAAGGUAGAGGCAGUGAAGGAAAAAAAUCCUUCGCUGGGGAAAAAAGAUGCGAGACAGACUCCAAAAAAGCCAGAGGCCAAGUUCUUCACCACUUCUAGUAAAUCUGUGAGAAAAGCUUCCCACACACUCCAAAAAUGGCCCAAAAAACCCAAAGUACCCCAGUUGACCUAGAGUCAGUGAUUCAACUGGAAGGAAACCUCAAUGCUGCCUCCAGAGCUUUUUGGAGAUACUCAGAUCCUGACCACCUUUGUAACCUUCUCUAAGCAUCAGGCCUGGACUUAAAAGAUUUUUUAAAACCUCCGUAAGUAGUCCAGGCACGGUGGCUCAUGCCUGUAAUCCCAGCACUUCAGGAGGCUGAGGCAGGCGGAUCA
Symphalangus syndactylus (siamang) is the source of this 1670-nucleotide messenger RNA. RefSeq names its product ribosomal L1 domain-containing protein 1-like. The record is from RefSeq and is a predicted model, not a curated record. Lineage: Eukaryota; Metazoa; Chordata; Mammalia; Primates; Hylobatidae.